Cricetulus griseus (Chinese hamster) is the source of this 1563-nucleotide messenger RNA. Lineage: Eukaryota; Metazoa; Chordata; Mammalia; Rodentia; Cricetidae. The record is from RefSeq and is a predicted model, not a curated record.
GAGAAGGGCUCCACCUUCCUGCAGCUCGGCUCCUCCACAGAGCAGCAGCUGCAGGUCAUUUUUGAGGUGCUGGAGGAGUAUGACUGGACAUCCUUUGUGGCAGUGACCACGCGUGCCCCAGGCCAUCGGGCCUUCUUGUCAUACAUCGAGGUGCUGACUGAUGGCAGCCUAGUGGGCUGGGAGCAUCGAGGAGCGCUGACACUGGACCCGGGGGCUGGUGAGGCCGUCCUGGGCGCACAGCUCCGAAGUGUCAGCGCUCAAAUCCGCCUGCUCUUCUGCGCCCGCGAGGAGGCUGAGCCUGUUUUCCGGGCAGCAGAGGAGGCUGGCCUCACGGGGCCUGGCUACGUCUGAGGUGCCCAAGCCCUGCUGCGAGACUAUGGCUUCCUGCCUGAGCUGGGCCAUGACUGCCGCACCCAGAAUCGCACCCACCGCGGGGAGAGCCUGCACAGGUACUUCAUGAACAUCACCUGGGAUAACCGAGACUACUCUUUCAAUGAAGAUGGCUUUCUGGUGAACCCUUCACUGGUGGUCAUCUCCCUCACCAGAGACAGGACAUGGGAAGUGGUGGGCAGUUGGGAACAACAGACCCUCCGCCUCAAGUACCCUUUAUGGUCCCGCUAUGGCCGCUUCCUGCAGCCAGUGGAUGACACACAGCACCUCACUGUGGCCACGCUGGAAGAGAGACCCUUUGUCAUUGUAGAGCCAGCAGACCCCAUCAGCGGUACUUGCAUCAGAGACUCGGUCCCUUGCAGGAGCCAGCUCAACCGGACCCACAGCCCUCCUCCUGACGCUCCCCGCCCGGAGAAGCGGUGCUGCUUAUGACCUCUACCUAGUCACUAACGGCAAGCAUGGAAAGAAGAUCGAUGGUGUCUGGAACGGCAUGAUUGGUGAGGUGUUCUAUCAGCGUGCGGACAUGGCCAUCGGCUCCCUUACCAUCAAUGAGGAGCGGUCCGAGAUCGUGGACUUCUCUGUCCCCUUUGUAGAGACGGGCAUCAGCGUCAUGGUGGCACGCAGCAAUGGCACUGUGUCCCCCUCUGCCUUCCUCGAGCCCUACAGCCCAGCUGUGUGGGUGAUGAUGUUCGUCAUGUGCCUCACCGUGGUCGCCGUCACCGUUUUCAUCUUUGAGUACCUCAGUCCUGUGGGCUAUAACCGCAGCCUGGCCACGGGCAAACGCCCUGGUGGCUCUACCUUCACCAUUGGGAAAUCCAUCUGGCUGCUGUGGGCCCUGGUGUUCAACAACUCGGUGCCAGUGGAGAACCCUCGGGGCACCACCAGCAAGAUCAUGGUUCUGGUGUGGGCUUUCUUUGCGGUCAUCUUUCUUGCCAGCUACACAGCCAAUCUGGCUGCCUUCAUGAUCCAGGAGGAGUACGUGGACACCGUGUCUGGACUCAGUGAUCGAAAGUUCCAGAGGCCCCAGGAGCAAUACCCACCCCUGAAGUUUGGGACGGUGCCCAACGGGUCCACAGAGAAGAAUAUCCGUAGCAACUACCCUGAUAUGCACAGCUACAUGGUGCGAUACAACCAGCCGCGAGUGGAGGAGGCCCUCACACAGCUCAAGGCAGG